GGACGUGAUCGGAGCGGAAGUGUGACUCUCCUGGGCAGGAAGCUGUCAGCAGUGUUUUUGUUGCUAGUGGGGACUGUUGUGUUGUGAAAAUGGCGACGCCUCGUCGCACCUCUCAGCAGCAGCAGCAGCAGCCAAACUCCCUGCUGUCCUCCCCGCCCCGCGGCUCCUCUCUCCCCGGCACCCCGCCUGGCUCUCCGCCGGCACCCGCCGACGAUGUCACCCCGCUUCCCCACCGAGGCGCGAUGGAGAACGCGGCUGACGGUGAGGUAGCCCCUGCCUCUCCCACCACCACCUCCCCAGCUCUGGCCCUCACCGCCAGCAGCAGCAGCAGCAGCGGCAGCAGCAGCAGCACUAGCAGCAGCGCUAGCUCUCCGACCACCACCGAGGGUAGCGGGACCAGCCCCGGCUCUACGCCCGACUCGGGCAGCGGCAACCCGGGCAGCGGCGGCAGCAGCAGCAGCGGCGGCGGUGGAGCAAACGGGGCGUUCAGGGAGCUGUUUGAAGCCUGUCGGAACGGGGAUGUGUCGAGGGUGAAGAAGCUGGUGGAUGCGGUCAAUGUGAAUGCUAAAGAUAUGGCAGGACGGAAAUCGACACCCCUGCACUUCGCUGCAGGUUUCGGCCGGAAAGAUGUGGUGGACCACCUGCUUCAGACGGGCGCUAAUGUGCACGCGCGGGAUGACGGCGGUCUGAUCCCGCUUCACAACGCCUGCUCGUUUGGCCACUCCGAGGUUGUGUCCCUGUUGCUGUGCCAGGGGGCUGACCCCAACGCCCGGGACAACUGGAACUACACGCCACUCCACGAAGCUGCCAUUAAAGGCAAGAUAGACGUCUGUAUAGUGUUACUGCAGCAUGGAGCUGACCCCAACAUCCGCAACACCGACGGCAAGUCCGCCCUGGAUCUGGCCGAACCGUCCGCCAAGGCCGUGCUCACAGGUGAAUACAAGAAGGAUGAGCUGUUGGAGGCGGCGAGGAGUGGAAACGAGGAGAAGCUAAUGGCCUUGCUUACUCCACUCAACGUCAACUGCCAUGCGAGCGACGGGCGCAAGUCUACUCCACUCCACCUGGCAGCAGGAUACAACAGGGUGAGGAUAGUUCAGCUGUUACUACAGCACGGAGCAGAUGUUCAUGCCAAGGACAAAGGUGGUCUGGUGCCUCUACAUAAUGCCUGCUCCUACGGACAUUAUGAAGUUACUGAGCUGCUUCUAAAGCACGGAGCGUGUGUGAACGCCAUGGAUCUGUGGCAGUUCACCCCUCUCCACGAGGCAGCGUCUAAAAACAGAGUGGAGGUGUGCUCUCUGCUGCUGAGCCACGGGGCCGACCCGACGCUGCUCAACUGCCACAGCAAGAGCUCCGUGGACAUGGCGCCCACUCCCGAGCUAAAGGAGAGACUCACAUAUGAGUUUAAGGGCCACUCGCUGCUCCAAGCUGCUCGGGAAGCUGACAUGGCCAAAGCGAAGAAGACCCUGGCCCUGGAGAUCAUUAACUUCAAACAUCCACACACACAUGAGACUGCGCUGCACUGUGCUGUAGCGUCCCCGCACCCGAAGAGGAAACAGGUGACGGAGCUGCUGUUGAGGAAAGGCGCCAACGUGAAUGAGAAGAAUAAAGAUUUCAUGACUCCUCUCCAUGUGGCAGCAGAGCGUGCUCAUAAUGACAUUAUGGAGGUGCUGCAGAAACACGGUGCCAAGGUGAACGCCCUGGACACGCUGGGUCAGACGGCUUUGCACCGCGCGGCGCUGGCGGGCCACCUUCAGACCUGCAGGCUGCUGCUAGGAUACGGGGCAGACGCCUCGCUGGUGUCACUGCAGGGCUUCACUGCAGCUCAGAUGGGAAAUGAAGCUGUUCAGCAAAUACUCAACGAGAACGUCCCGGUGAGAAACUCAGACGUGGACUACAGACUUCUGGAAGCUGCUAAAGCCGGAGACCUGGACACAGUCAAGUCGUUGUGCACGGCUCAGAAUGUGAAUUGUAGAGACCUGGAGGGACGACACUCCACCCCCCUUCACUUUGCUGCUGGCUACAACAGAGUGUCUGUGGUGGAGUACCUGCUGCACCACGGGGCCGACGUCCAUGCCAAGGACAAAGGCGGUCUGGUCCCCCUCCAUAACGCCUGUUCGUAUGGUCACUACGAGGUGGCCGAGCUGCUGGUCAGACAUGGUGCCUCAGUCAACGUUGCCGACUUGUGGAAGUUCACGCCGCUCCAUGAAGCCGCUGCCAAGGGCAAAUACGAGAUCUGCAAACUGCUGCUCAAGCACGGGGCGGACCCCACCAAGAAGAACCGAGACGGGAACACGCCUCUGGACCUGGUGAAGGACGGGGACACCGACAUCCAGGACCUGCUGAGAGGAGACGCCGCGCUGCUGGACGCUGCUAAAAAAGGCUGCCUGGCCCGGGUGCAGAAGUUAUGUAGCCCCGACAACAUCAACUGUCGGGAUACACAGGGACGCAACUCAACUCCACUGCACCUCGCAGCUGGCUACAACAACUUGGAGGUAGCAGAGUAUCUGUUGGAACACGGAGCCGAUGUGAACGCGCAGGACAAAGGAGGGCUGAUACCGCUACACAAUGCUGCUUCAUACGGGCACGUGGACAUAGCCGCCCUGUUGAUUAAGUACAACACAUGCGUGAAUGCCACCGAUAAGUGGGCGUUCACACCGCUCCAUGAAGCGGCGCAGAAGGGGCGGACUCAGCUCUGUGCCCUGCUAUUGGCCCAUGGAGCCGAUCCCACCAUGAAGAACCAGGAGGGGCAGACGCCCCUGGACUUGGCAACGGCUGAUGACAUCAGAGCACUGCUGAUUGACGCCAUGCCACCAGAUGCCCUGCCAAGCUGCUUAAAGCCCCAGGCCACUGUGGUGAGCGCAAGUGUGGUGAGUACAGGUGCGACAGGGGGCGUGGUCAUCUCCCCCUCUCCCUCCCCGUCCUGCCUGUCCGCAGCCAGCAGCAUAGACAACCUCUCCACACCCCUGGGUGACAUCAGUGUGGGUGGGGCCACCGGACCAGCAGACGGAGCAUCUGGAUCCGACAGAAAGGAAGGAGAAACUCUGCUCGACAUGACCAUCAACCAGUUCCUGAAGAGUCUGGGGCUGGAGCACCUCAGAGACAUCUUCCAAAGGGAGCAGAUAUCUCUGGAUGUGCUGGCAGACAUGGGUCACGAGGAGCUGAAAGAGAUCGGCAUCAACGCCUAUGGUCACAGACACAAACUCAUCAAGGGCAUCGAGAGGCUGCUGGGUGGCCAGCAAGGUGGGAACCCGUACCUGACGUUCCACUGCUCCAGCCAGGGCACAGUGCUGAUCGACCUGGCACCAGACGACAAGGAGUUCCAGUCUGUGGAGGAGGAACUGCAGAGCACCAUCAGAGAGCACCGUGAUGGCGGCAAUGCGGGUGGAGUCUUCAGCCGGUAUAACAUCAUUAAGAUUCAGAAGGUGGUGAAUAAGAAGCUGCGGGAGAGAUACGCACACAGACAAAAGGAAAUUGCGGAUGAGAAUCACAACCAUCACAACGAGCGAAUGCUGUUUCACGGUUCUCCCUUCAUCAACGCCAUCAUCCACAAGGGCUUCGACGAGCGACAUGCCUACAUCGGCGGCAUGUUUGGCGCCGGGAUCUAUUUUGCUGAGAACUCCUCUAAAAGCAACCAGUACGUGUACGGGAUUGGUGGAGGCACGGGAUGCCCCACCCACAAAGACCGCUCCUGCUACGUCUGUCACAGGCAGAUGCUGUUCUGCAGAGUAACACUGGGCAAGUCCUUCCUUCAGUUCAGUGCCAUGAAAAUGGCCCACGCCCCCCCAGGUCACCACUCUGUUAUAGGACGACCGAGCGUCAACGGACUGGCGUACGCAGAGUAUGUCAUCUACAGAGGGGAGCAGGCUUACCCAGAAUACUUGAUAACCUACCAGAUUGUGAAGCCUGAGAGUCCGGCCGUGCCUGCUGCCACUUCUGAGCAGAAGUCCUAAAACACAGUCAUAGCUGGAUCCUAAGAAAGCCAGACUGCAGUGGACUAGAGCUCCUCGCUUAGAGGACUAGAACUGAACUAUGAGGUUGUUUAAAACCUCGGACCCAAAAUGAAGGUCUCCGGAGCCGAACUUGAGGUGGGUCGGGGGGGUAAAGUGUGGACCAAGCCUCGGACGACCCUCAGGGAACAAGACGUGGAUGUAUCUAGCAGAAGACGAAAAGGAGGAUGAGGAGGCAGUGUCUUUGAGUUUCACGGGACAGCACACGCUCAGUGCAAAGCAGCAGACAGCAAAAAUCCAUCAGAUUCUUUAAUUAAUUGGAACUAAUUUAGCAGGGGAAAGAGAAAAUGGUUUGAUCAACAUUCCUGGAAAUGUACCAGUAAGCUAAUUUUUAAAUUUGCAGCCCUCUGGCUUGAUCCUAAAAGCAAUUAAGGAAGCAAUUACAGCAGGACACAGUCCAAAGCAAAACAAACAUCCCUGAUUUUGCACCUUUGCACUGCUUGUGUAUCUGCCCCCAGUUUUUAUUAAUGUGUUGUUUUGGUAUCGUGUUCUCCAUCAGCUUUGUGCAUCAUCCACAGCAACAAAACAACACCCAGGGGCCACUUCCAGGAACAGCGGUUGUUGUGCUGCGAGAAACAGAAAUCCAGUGCAUUUUAUGUUACAGCUUGUCAUAUUUUUCACCGAUGAGGCUCAUGUAAACAAGACACAGCUCUCUGUGUGUUUGCUCGCAUCUUUUUUCUGCUACAAGCAAAGAUGAAGUGAUGAAACAAGUGCGAGCGGGGCGAAGUAGAACAGAUUACAGCGGACAAACACCCAGAAGUCAAUAAGCAGUUAACUACCAGGAGACCACAAUCCACUGCUGCUACCAGACUUUACCGCCACAGACCAAACUGGUUCAUGUAAGAAGACAGCUGCUGCCAGCAAGCCUCCGAAUCCAUACAGUUAACACAAACACAGACAUCGUUUCUAGAGUUUUCAGAAGAUGUUUUUCUGGUUUACUCGACCAGUGCUUGGUGACAAACAAGCAGCAACCACAAUAACCGAGUGUGAUAGGCUGAGACACCUGUCAAUCAAGCCAGCAGACCUGCUUAAAGGUACCAUAUACCGUAUACCACACAUUUCUCUUGGAUAUGCAUCAGGAAAUAUCAAUGUUUUAAUGUUCAUGAAACAUUACAUUUUGCACAGUCUCAUACUGCAGCACCUCUAUUCGCCCUCAGCCCUUCAGAAAAUUUAGAGGUUUUCUGUUUCAAUGUCAGCCUGUGUUUUGGAGUAUCUAGAAGCCAUUUUAAGAUCCACAUCUAACUUCCGCAUUGGCUCCGACGAUCAGAUCAAACAUAGCGGUUGCUGCUUGAUUCAAACCAGCUCAGAUUAAAGCAGUUCAAAAUCAGUCUUUUACCAGAACAGGUGGACCACAAGGGGACCAGACUGCGACACUGUUACAUGUACAGACGGGAAACAAAGGACAAACCUGACUGAAUGAGCUGAGAAACAAGAAAAAAGAGCAGGCGCUUUCGUAUAGGACAGAAGAAGUCAUUGAAAGAAGUGAAUCAGUUGGAGGAGAGAAGGACGUGCUCCAGAGACUAUAGAAGGUUUUUGUUGUUUUUUCUGUGAAAUUGUCACCCGACUGUAUCAGCACUAAACACACACAUACAAACGCUGGACUCUUUAUCCGUGUUACAUUUCAGUCAAAGCUGCACUUGGCGAUUCAGACAAAUACAGUAAGGAAAGUUGAAACUUGAAUACCAAAUGACCAGAAAAGACAACAACACAAGAACUGGUUUAGGCUGAAAAGGUUGACUUUCCAGAGAUGUGAUUGAUUAUGAACCUCGAUGUCGUCAGUUGCAGCUUUAACAGUCACUCCUCUCACUUAUGUGUACUUGCAUCUUUUAGUUUAUGUUUUAAUGUCUCCCACAUUUUCCAAAUGUUGUUGUUUACAAGAACCUGCUGCCUUUUCAGCCCUUUCCUCGCUUCCUCUAUCAUGUGAUUCCCCCUAGUGGUGCAACGGAGGAAUUAAAAACAGGAGUCCUGUUUGUUAGGAAGCCGUCUUCAUUGGAAUUUAUUUCUACACAAAUACUGUUUAUUUUUGUUUUUUUAAGAGGCAUAUUCCAUUUUGUUUCUUAAUUUUUCCCCAUCCUUCAUCUUCACACUUUUGGGUUUUAACUCCUCGAAUGUUACAAACGAAUGUGAAAGGUGAGCUAAGUCACUAUAUCUUGAAAAAGACAUUUAUAUGACCAGGUUGAGUUAGAGGAUGAUGGGUAUGUUGUACAUAAAUAUGAGCUAUCACAUAUCUGGUUGUACAAACAAUUUUCAGUGACACACUAACAUCAUAACAGCCUGGUGAUAUUCCACACACUACGUACUGUAAGCUGACCAUGACUAUGUUUUUUCUGUCAACAGUUUAUUUAUGAUUAUGUUUGAAUAAUGACACUGUACACCACACGGGACCACACUCGAGUUUCAUGUAAAUCGUGUCAAGUUGAGCAGCGCUGACAGUCCAGGAAACUCCUUGAAACUGUGCAUUGGCGAGGGAAGUGGCCUUAAGAAUUUUAGAUUGCCUUGGAAUCGCUUGUUUAGAAAAUCCAAUCAGUUUUUGACCAAACUGCUCCGAUUCUUAUAUUUGAUUUAUUUUUUAACCUGACUUUGCUCCUCAGAUUUCAACUGAUUUGCAUUUUUCAAGGUGAAGAUGACGUUGGUCUGAGCCGCAUGCAAACAGUUGUCAACAGCGAACCGAGCCCAAAAUCUUCACACGAUGAAUACAAAUAUCUGCCCCUGAUACUUUUAAACAAAACCUUUUUUGUUGGACUAGUUUUAAGUGGUGAAGUUUCCAACAUCAGCACUUUUUUGUUUGCCACCCUACACACUUCAUCCCAGUGAGCGAUAACAGAAAGGAUUCGAGUAGCAGCACAUUUCAGCAGAGAAAAUGACAAGGAAAUGAAUUACAACUGAAAAUUAAAUGAAGAAGUGGACAAGAGCAACAUCAACUGGUGACUAAAGUAAAAAUGAGGAAAAAACUAAUACGCUUGAAAUGAAAUUGUAAUUGGGGAAAUAAGACUGCAAUACUGGGGCACAGUUAACACAAUAUAUGACCCUUUAAUUUAUGCGUUUUUAAGACAUGACUGAAGUUAUGAUGAUGAUUUUAAAUGUUUCUUUUACACACACGAUGUCAUCGGAUUAAAUUAUUUGUUUUUCCUCACAAAGUGAAUGAUUUAAAGGGGCAGUAUGUAGUUUUCGGAGAAGAAAUUCAAAAUGAGAAUUUUCAUUAUUGCGAUAUUAAUGAGGUUAUCAUACAAACUCAGACACAUUUAUAACUGAAUAAACAAGCUGUUCUCAGAGGAAAAUAAGAUCCCCAGAACACUGAGGCUGGAAAGGUGGCAAGGUCCGCUACAUAUAAACAAAAUAAAACAGUAUGAAUGUGUUGUCCUUUACAGUCAGUUUGUUCAUUCAGACAUGAAAACAAAGACUCUGUUUAUUUAGUUUGUUUAAAUAUAAAAACCGUCAGUCAGUGAAGAUCUUUCUCUUCUGAUUAUGUUUGUCCCCCAAAACUACAUAGUGCCCCUGUAAGAACUGACAUUUCUCACAUGCCCUGAGCUCAAUUUAUAUUUUCAGAACAGGUUAAUGACAAACAAAGCAAGUUUAAAGCCAGAAAUAUAUAUUUUCCUGUUUGUCAGCACUGGAGCAAAGGUUUCAGGUGAAGUGUCAGCAUCACAGCGUUGCUGUAUAUGGAGCAGGUGGAGUUUACGGUGUCGACCUCAUUAAGGUCAACAGAUUUACUAGCAGAGAGCCGCGGGCUUUGUUUUAAAUGACACUGUAAAUAAACUAACUCCAGAUGGGCCUUUUAACGGCUCCUUUAUGGAUCAUUAUGAGUUUAUUUUUCUUGCUUUGUGUCCUUUUCAACUUUUCAAAGACUUUUUUUAUGUGAUAAUAACUAUUUGAAUUGUGUUUUAGCUGCUCUGUCUCUACUUAUCUGUCUCAAGGGCCGGGCAGCCAUCUUGCUGUAAAUAGUUUGGAGGGAUGUGGUUCAAUCGAUUCAUGCCUCACCUUCUGACCCGCCUUUUACCAGGAGCAACCAGUUUAAUUAACACAUUUCUUCAUCAGUAAUGUUUAACCUCCUGUUGUACAGACGGUUGUACAGCGCUGCUGACCAGAUAACAUGUGGAACAGAGAAACUCCUCACUGUUGUACAGAAGAAAAUCUUAAUAAAAGAACUUAACAAAA
Acanthopagrus latus (yellowfin seabream) is the source of this 8162-nucleotide messenger RNA. RefSeq names its product tankyrase, TRF1-interacting ankyrin-related ADP-ribose polymerase a (gene tnksa). The coding region runs from base 90 to 3950 and encodes 1286 amino acids. Lineage: Eukaryota; Metazoa; Chordata; Actinopteri; Spariformes; Sparidae. The transcript is spliced from 29 exons. The record is from RefSeq and is a predicted model, not a curated record. Gene Ontology annotation, molecular function: NAD+ poly-ADP-ribosyltransferase activity; protein binding.